Molecule: messenger RNA, 711 nt
Organism: Alternaria arbusti
Lineage: Eukaryota; Fungi; Ascomycota; Dothideomycetes; Pleosporales; Pleosporaceae
Exons: 3
Coding region: 1-711 (236 amino acids)
Source: RefSeq, a predicted model, not a curated record
AUGCCUGAUGAGCCCUUCCGCUUCCUUGACCUCCCCAAGGAGGAAAUUCACGAAGAGGCAGCGCCACUCGUCCACCAAACGAUCCGAAAUUUCAUCCUUGAGGCAUCGCCCAAGGUUGCAGGCAGCAUUGAUCCCUACACCCACGCCAAGUCCCUAGCACCGAUUGUAAGAGCUGCGGCACGCGACUUUGAUCACCUCCGCUCAAGACUCGAUCUCGUUCCAGUUGGCCAACACGCUGCCCCGGAAACUCUUGUCGACUACGAGAGCAGAACAUCCAAGUUCCUCCAAGACCUCGCCGAAGCUCGCAAAACCACUGCGGAUUGGGAUUUAUCAGACUUGCCCGAAAAAUAUCUUGUGAACGAGAUCGUAUUCUUACCCGGCAGCAUAGAUAAAAUUGUAUCCUCUUUGCCGAACUACCGGUUUAGCGAUGCUGAAAAACGCACGAUACGCACCUUCAUCACCACGGCCUCGAUACAACUCCUCUACCACCACAUCAAGCGUCUGUCCCGCCCUACACUCAGCAACCCCACCAUCGAGUUCGUACGCAUCUGGGAUCGCCAGGCAAUAGCCGAGAUAUCAGAAGUCUACUACACACGUCAUCAGUGGUGCGAGAUGGACUUUGUGACGGCCUUCAAUAUUAUGGGUCGGGGUUUCCGCUCCAAGUGCUACGACUUCGGCGUCAAUAUCCAACUCGCGGGAAGCCGUUGCUAA